Copidosoma floridanum is the source of this 474-nucleotide messenger RNA. Its product is annotated as annexin B9-like. Gene Ontology annotation, cellular component: plasma membrane; nucleus; vesicle membrane. The record is from RefSeq and is a predicted model, not a curated record. Gene Ontology annotation, biological process: endosome transport via multivesicular body sorting pathway. Lineage: Eukaryota; Metazoa; Arthropoda; Insecta; Hymenoptera; Encyrtidae. Gene Ontology annotation, molecular function: calcium-dependent phospholipid binding; phosphatidylserine binding; calcium ion binding.
AUGGUUUCAUUGAAUUUUUUCUACAUAGUAUACGGCAGGAGCCUACAGAUCGAUAUACACGAUGAAACAUCUGGAUACUUCCAAACUCUGCUCGAUUUACUCGUCCAGGGUAACAGAGAUCCACACGAUGGUGUCAUUAAUCGUUUAGCUAAACAUGAUGCUUGGAGUUUUUCCGACAAGAAACUGUGGAAGUCUAACGAGCUUCAAUUUAAAAACAUCUUCGGCUUUCGCAGUUAUCUACAGCUUAGACAAACCUUCAUCGAGUUUUUCAAUCUUUGCAAUUAUGAUAUUGAAAAACGAAUCCAAGAGAUGGGAUUUUCUAGAGAUUUCGAGAAGGGACUUCUUCAAAUUGUGAAACGUGCCAAGUCGAAAAGUGGCUUCUUCGCCGAUCGCCUCUACAACAACAUGAACGACCCCCGAACUCUGACCCGCAUCAUAGUUUCCCGAAGUGAAAUCGAUCUUGAAGAUAUUUAA